GGAGAGGCGAGGAGGCUCCGUUGUUUCCAGGGGCUCGUCUUCCUUCGCCCGUCUUCCCAGGAAUAUCGUUCUGCCAGCAGUUCGCUCCCAGGGCUGUGCCAGCCGCCUGCGUUACUUCCUCUUUGCCACGUACGAAAAACACAAUCAAACUGGUUCAGAUUCCACAGUGAAUUUAAAAAACACAAACAAACGACUGUGGAAAGUCGUAUGCCGGGCAAAACUGUGCGUAAAACUGCUGUGACUCCGUAAGUGAGCUGACACGGAGACGUGCAAAGAGGCGAACGGGAGCGUCUAGACUCACUUGCUGGAAACAAAGUGUUGACUUUGCCAUUUUCCUGCCCGAAGCGCCUGACUCCUCUUCCCUUGCAAAGCCCUUCCAAACCAUCUGAGUUCUGCAAACAAAUCCAGAAAGCGAAACUGCAGCUCUGCCUGACUUGGUUCUUUCCAGCACCUCCAGCGAGCUGCCCUCUCGGUGAAAGGGAACCUAGUCAGGCGCCAGAACCUGAGAAUCGAAGAGCUUUUGCAGAAGAUCAAGCAGCAGCAGUUCCGGAUGGACAAACAGAAUCUGCAGAUUAAAAGUCUCCAGAGCAAGGUCAACAUGCUCAUCCCGGUGCACCGCAGCGAAAAGGAAGCGCAGAAUCCCAGGUGGAGGGUGACCGUCCAGCGGAGUGCCGAUCGAGCUGCGAACCACAGCCAGAUGGUCAAGCCUGGAGCGCUGGAGGGUUCAAAGCUUCCAGUCGGCUGUCACGACCUCUUCCUUGAGGGGCAGCAGAACAGUGGGGUCUUUGAGAUCCAGCCCCCCGGAGCCCAGGCUUUCAAAGUCUUCUGUGACAUGGAGAACGGAGGCUGGACUGUGAUCCAGCAGCGCUUGGACGGCUCUGUAGAUUUUGACCGGCUGUGGGACGCCUAUAAGGAUGGCUUUGGAAAUCUGACAGGGGAUUUCUGGCUAGGCCUGGAGAAGAUGCACCAGAUCGUGAAGGAGGGGCAGUUCCACCUGCUAAUCGAGCUGCAGGACUGGGAGGGGAACGCCCGGAGCGCCCAGUUUCUCUUUAGGCUGGGCGGGGAGGACACGGCUUACACGCUCAGCCUCCUGGGGCCCAUCCUGGGAGAGCUGGAGAGUGCCAUGGGGGACUUCCCCCAGCUGCCUUUUUCCACAAGGGAUCAGGACCACGACCUGAAGGGAGACACCAACUGUGCCAAGCACCUCUCAGGAGGCUGGUGGUUUAGCUACUGUGGCCACGUCAACCUCAACGGGAAAUACUUCCGCUCCAUCCCGCGCCAGCGGCACCAGAGAAAGCAGGGCAUUUUCUGGAAGACUUGGCGAGGGCGCUACUACCCCUUGCGAUCCGCUGCCAUGAAGAUCCGGCCUGCAGAGCUGAGCCGGGCGCCUUAAGGGCCCCCCAAGAGACUGGGCACCGCCCUUUCUGCCCGCUCCUGCGAGACGCAGCUGGUCUCUGGCUCCUGGAGCCCGGGCAGCGGUCUGGCUUUCGGUCUGAGGGUCCAAGGGAGCCGUCCUUUGUAAGGGGGGGCGAGCCUGGCAAAGGGGGCCAGCGGAAGGGGCCUAGGUGGCAUUGGGGAAGGCUGCUGUGUCGUGAUGUCAUUGGGGGGGGAUUCGGGGAGUGCCACCUGUCAGCCUCCUGGGACUGUCGGAACUUCUUGCUGGGCACGGCGAGUCUGUUUCCUUGGGCUUUAUGCCCCCUCCAAAAGAGAAACAGCUGCAGCCGCCUCCUCCUCCCUCUUCCCCCCCCCCCCCCGUUGGCUGUGCUCAAGAGACAGAGCCACUGAAAAGGCUGUGGGGCUGGAGUGGCUGGCGGGGUGAGGAGGAGGGCAUUCCCCGCAUGAAAGCGACCUUGAUGCAGUGCUGGGGACCCUGGUACAGACCCUCCGGCUGCAGGCGUAAGCCAAGCUGGCCUCUGCAUAUAACGCGCCCCCCGGCCCCGCCCGGCCCGGCUCGGCCCUCUUCCUUCUCGGAUUCUCAUUAGGUCACAUUGACUUAAAACGCUCCUGUCUGGCUGCUUGUCUUGCACGGGACAGCGGUACGGGGGUGUUAAGUGUGUUUCAUCCCGUCUUUUAAAAUUGUCCUGUUGUUUUUAAAACGGAUCAUCGCUGAGUGAUAUUGUUGUGUGACUUUAAAAAUCUGUGCUUUGGAUGCUCGCAGUAAGAGGUGGGAGAUUUUUUUCCCCUCUUAGUUUUUUUUUUAGAUCUUUUUAUACUUAGGUGUGAGACUCUGUGGUCAGUGACAUGUCUUUUUGCCUUUUAUGAAUAAAAAA
This is a messenger RNA of Python bivittatus (Burmese python), 2270 nucleotides long. The record is from RefSeq and is a predicted model, not a curated record. NCBI's taxonomy places the organism in Eukaryota, Metazoa, Chordata, Lepidosauria, Squamata, Pythonidae.